This is a messenger RNA of Suhomyces tanzawaensis NRRL Y-17324, 1425 nucleotides long. RefSeq lists its product as uncharacterized. The transcript has a single exon. Gene Ontology annotation, molecular function: protein binding. Gene Ontology annotation, cellular component: cytoplasm. NCBI's taxonomy places the organism in Eukaryota, Fungi, Ascomycota, Pichiomycetes, Serinales, Debaryomycetaceae. The record is from RefSeq and is a predicted model, not a curated record. The coding region runs from base 1 to 1425 and encodes 474 amino acids.
AUGGCUAUCAUUUCGCAACUACCCCCAGAGCUCCUCGGCUUGACACUCUCGUGCUUGCAAUCUAGCGAUCUCGACCGUCUAUUCAACUUUGUGGACUUGGUCUUUGCUCCACCGUCAGGCAAGUUCCGUUCCAUCCAGCAGAUGGCGUUGUACCAUUACUAUUCACACAAAAAUCUCGUUGUCACCACCAACAAUUCCACCUUCAAAAGAGAUGGGGGGUUGGUGGUCUCGUAUCCCGAGUUGCAGUACUUGGCAAAACACCGCAUCAUGAUCCAGCCCCACGAUAUUACGUUUGUGUUGGACAACAACUUCGACGAGGUGCCGUUGGAGCUCAUCAACUUCAUGAUGAUCCUCAACGAUGCCUCGGUCAUGCACUUCAUCAGUCAGUGCUCCCACAACAUAAAUAUCGAGUUGAAGCUUCAUGUGAAUUCGUCGUUCCAGAACAAUAGCAUGGUUCGGCACAUGUUUGCCAGCUUGGAUAAGAACGGGCUCACCCGGAUUGCGAUCUUGAAGAUCCACUACUAUGGAUGUGCUGGUCACAGUAACCAGUACUUAUACCAAUCCAACUUGUACAAUGCCAGUAUGAAUCGGUUUUCUGCCGACCCCAGGGUAGUGGCAAUACAGAAGGACCCCAGAUUACUACUCAAGUAUGUGCAAGAAUGCGACCAUGGACAUAACUUUACCUAUUCCCAGUUCUGCCCAAGCUGCAUAAGUAUCCAGAUCAGUAGCCUUGUUCUUCAGAACUUUGAUGUCAAUAAGUUGAACAGCUACUUUUCUGCCAAUACCCUUAAUUUUUGUCAGCUCAAGAGAUUGGAUUUAUCGUAUAAUGGUCUUGUCGACUUGAGGUCCAUCAAAUUUCCUUCGAGCUUGACCCAUUUGAACCUCUCCAACAAUAACCUCAUUAAUCUAAACUCCUCAAAUUUUAAUUUAAAGGAUUUGAAAAACCUCGAGGAAUUGAACUUAUCCAACAACAAUCUCAUCAACAUCGAUUUCAGAGAAUUACAAGGUUGCCCCACUUAUAAGAUCAAGAAAUUGCAAUUAAAUUGCAACAGUUUGGUGGAUUUGAGCUUCUUAAGGGCUUCGCCAUUUGUUAAUGUUAUAGACCUUGACCUAUCCAGAAAUUUGAUUUCCAAACUCCAGAAGUUUCCCUCUAAGAUCGUAAAAUUGGACUUGUCUGGGAACUACAUUGCUGAUUUUUUCAAUCAGUUGGAUGCAAGUGUGUUCCCCAGCAGUUUGAACGAGUUGAAUAUUUCUGGGUGCAAGAUAAACUGCAGCAACUGCGACUUUACCCCAGAGCUUGGUCACUGUAUGAGCUCGUGGAUAUCUGAGGUGGCACAACUUUUUAAAAUCAAAUCUUUGUGCGCAAGUGCUGACGACUUGAGGCAGGGUGAUUUCAUUGCUGUUGAUAACGGUAUCGCAGUGUGA